GCAUGCACUAGAAAUUCUUUAAAGAAAAUUACCCAAAAUCCCUUGCCGUUCAUAACUUUUUUAUUCGCCGCCAUAGAAGUAAAAAUUUACGAUUAUUUUUGUGUUAACAAGGAUUUGCUAAUACAUAUGUUGCCAGUGAAUGGAUUUUAGUGAUGAUUAAAGCCUAAUCAUGUAUGACUGAUAGUUUAUGUACUCAUCAGAUUAAACGGAAGUGAUGAUGGAACCGGGUAUUCGAAUUUAAUAUUUUAUUGGGUUCUUAACUUUUUGGCCUGUAUUUCAAUAAUUUAUUGACAGAAAGCUAUGGGAUCUCGAGGAAUACCUCUCGAUAAGAUCAAUUUACGUCUGAUUUUGGUGAGUGGAAAGACAAAGGAAUACCUGUUCUCUCCCAAUGACUCAGCAGCAGAUAUAACAGAAUCUGUGUAUAGGAAUUGGCCAUCAGAAUGGGCUGAUGAGAGUCUACCAUCCAGUAAUAUUCUACGUCUGAUAUAUCAAGGAAGGUUCUUACAUGGAAAUGUAACACUGGGAGCUUUGCAACUACCACAAGGAAAGACAACUGUCAUGCAUUUGGUGCCCAGAGAAAACUUACCAGAGCCAAAUAAUCAAGGACAGUUAAAAAAAGAUAAAAGUGGAGAAAGCAACUGUAGUAAUUGCUGUGUUAUAGUGUGACAACUCAUCAUCUCUUUUUCUUUGCUAUAUGUUGGAGUGAUGGCAUGGACAGUGUUCUGAAAACAAACUGUCAGGCCUUAUACACUGACCAUUUGUCAUGGCAAAGACUCUUGACAACUACAUAUUGACUUUUACUAUAGCUAGUCUGUGAUACCAGUAUAUAGAAGGAACUUUGUAGAGGAUUUUCAGGGAGCAUCUACAGACAUUUUUCUGCAUUGAAUUGCAAGUCACAAUGAGAAGAAUUUAAAAAAAAUGAAAAAAGUGUCAGGUUUCGAAUAUCCUAGGACAAGAUAUUUUUUUCAGAGUUGUGCAGUGUUUGUUUAUUUCUUGUAGAGCUGAAUUAUUGCUGGUUUAAUCAUGCAGAAGCAUAAUAUAAAGUUUUCUAAAUCGAUUUUGAAAAAUUAAAAGAAUGACUAAAGUUAUACACACUAUUCAUAUUUCUAUAUUUGCUAAUUUUGAAAUUAGAAACAAUGAUUUAUCAGAGCAAAAUACCCAGAGGAAAACAAUGUCUAUGUGUAUUUAACAGAGACUAAUUUGGAAAUAGAUAUAUUAUUGUUAGUUUUUGAAACUAAACAGAAUUAAUAUGACAAACUUUAGUAACUAGAUUGUCUUUAUUAGGCAUGGCAGUGAUUUGUAAUUUGAAACAACACUGGUUUUCUUAUGUAAGAAGACCGGAUGCUGGUUUGUGUCUGUUAAGUGAUAUUGGCAGAACAAUUCUUGGAGGAUUGCAUCUUUCAAGGUCAAACAAAGAAUGGGAGAUAUCCCAAUUUGCCAUUUUGUAAUAACAAAGGCCAUGUAACUUCUAGAAAUUGUAAGAGUUAUGAAUCAACUGACAACCAUUGCCUUUAGCAUGCUUAGUGCAUUACUUUCAUUCAGUCUACAUGUUAACUGUAUGAAUUUUUGUUGAAAGGUAUUUUUCAAAAGCUGAAGUUGUUUUAGCAAUUUUUAAAUCUUUCACUCUUAAAAUAUUUGUAAAGAGGUAUAGCGCAUUUGCUGCCGAUACAGCCGACUCAGAAAUCUAAAUGGAAAACACCGGUUUCCAAUAAUAGACUGGCGUGUUAUAUUUAAAUAUGAACAGUACAAUAUUUUCAUAGACCUGUGCAUUCAUAUUGCACAACAACCCUUUUACAUAUGGCAUUACUUAACUCACUGUUCUGACAUGACUGCAGGGCCUUUAAUAGAUGUCAUCAGUUCAUUUGCCUUUGGUUGAUAAUUCGAGUGUUUAUCUUUGCCUAAAUAUUAUAUGACAGUUGCUACAUGAGUUUUUAUUUUUUUUUUUUUUUUUUUUUGAGAAGUCAAACUGUAUAACAGUUCUUUUCCUCUCUUGACUUAUUUUUACUUAUUACAUGCUGUGCAUUUGUGUCCUUUUUCUUGUAGUAUUUGUUUAGCUUUUCAUCAGUCACAUUACGGUUUGAAAUUCCUGUGCACACAGGAACAUGUUAGUGUAAACAAGCGAAACUACAAUGAUCUCGGAAUAAAUUCCCUUUCUUUAAGUCGUAACUUGCAAAUAUUAGAAGUUAUGAUGAAAAUGACUAAUAUUUGUUAUAAUAUAUGUAUCACAUUUAACCCCCCCCCCCCCCCUAAAAAAAACAACCCCAAAAAAUGAAAAGCAAAAGAAAAAAAAAUUAGAUUGGAAAAAUAUUGGACUUGAACUCAGGGAAUGUAUGGUUUAAGUGUAAGAUUACCGAGCACCUAAACCACUAGGCCACCCAGGCUUGUAAGUUUAAAGGUUUAACUUUUGACAGGCUGCUAAAUCUCCAGGUAAAUUUUGAGAAAGAUUUUUUCUUAUUUUAUCCAUUUUCAUCAAGAGGACCACCUUAAACCAAAUUUCCUCAAACGGACUUAUAUACAGUCAUAAGCAGGUAAAACAACUUCAGUGAUUUAUUUCUGGUUUAAGGUGGCCUUUUGCAACAGUUUGCAAUUUUUUAUGCCCAUUACGUUACAUCUACUAUAUAAUCACGGUGAUGUUUAUGCUUGUCAAAUAAAUAUACUAUCAACAUAUCGAUAUCUUUAUUAAGUAAUUUGGGUAAACACAAGUAUAAACUGACAUUGUAUAGCAGACUAUUUGUAAAAAAUGAUAUUCAAGAAAAAGGUAUUUAUGUAGGCGAAAUUGCAUACCAAGUGCGCUAUACCUCUUCGUUGAUUAUUCAAAUGAAUGUGCUGCUAAGGAGAUAAUGAAAUUUUAAAAGAUUCUAAGGACAAUUUUGGUCCAGGAAUGGGAUAAUUAUUUUGAAAUGAUUAUUUUAGCAUCAACCUCUCAUAAAUCCACCCACUUACUAUUAUAGCAAAAUUAAAGAGGAGGAGUUGCUUUGAAUGCUAUGUCUGGAAGAUCAUAUUUAUUUUUUGUAGCUAUUAAAAUCAGAGGAGUAUGAAAUGUUCUGAAGUUAAUUUUGAAAAACGAUUUAAAAUAUAUUCCAUGUCAGUGAGGACAUUUUUAGCAUAAUUAUGUGUAACAGAUGAAAAUGGAAUUUGUCAAAGCAUACAAUUGAUCAUUGUGGAUUGAAUGAUUUGAUGCAAGAUGCAUGUAUUACAAUAAAAAUUAUUUGAAAGUUCAGUAAUAUGAAAUUCAUAGCAUGACAUAAUUUUUACAAUUUCUGCUUAGCAAAGUCUUUGUUAUGAUUAAUGAUAAGGUGUUAAAUGUACACAUUUUAUUCCAGUUACAGUAUUCUCUUUAUUCCCAGAGUAAUUUUUUUUACUCAGUUUUGAUUACACACAGUCCUAUGUUUUUGCCUACAAGUUAUGAGAUGUAUUAUUUCUGGUCAAUAGAUGCAAUAAGAAUAUUUAGGAAUGUACUGUAACGAAAUUGAAGCCAUUUUUAGCUCACCCGAGGUGAAAGCUCAAGUGAGCUUUUCGAUCACCAUUUGUCGUCCGUCUGUCCAUAAACUUUUAACAUUUUUGACUUCAUCUCCAGAACCACACUUGCCACAAAGCAUGCUCGGGUAAGAGGAUUCAAGGUUUUUCUAAUUAAGUGCUGCAUCCUUUUUGAAAUGGAGAUGGUCAAGAAAUGGCAAAUAUAGGGUAGGGUCUUUUAAAAAUCUUCUUAAGAACCACUUGGUCAGGAAAGUUGAAAUUUACAUGAAAGCUUCCCGACAUUAAAUAGAUAUAAGUUUGUUCAAAUCAUGACCCCAGGGAGUAGGGUGGGGCCACAAUAGAUCGGAGAUUUACAAGGGUUAUAUUAGAUUACAAGGGUAUCUAUAGGAAAAAUCUUGUAUUCAAUAACAACAGGACCAUGGUUGGUCAUAUGAAUAUGCAAACAUACCCAGAUAGUGCAGAUUUAAGUUUGUUCAAAUUGUGGUCCCCCAAAAGGAGAAUGGACUGCAAUAGAGGAUCAUAGUUUAACAUGGCAAUAUUCUGUAUAUAGGUAAACGUUUUUAAAAAUCGUAAUCUCAAUAAAAGCAGGGUCAUGAUGAGUCAUAUUACUAUGCAAGCAUCUACAGGUAGUUCAAAUUCAAGUUUGUUCACAUCAGAGGCCCUAGGGGUAGGGUGGGACCAAAAUCUGAGAUCAUAGUUUUAUAUGAGAAUAUAGAGGAAAUGAAUUAAAACAAAUUCUUUUCAAGAGUAGCAGGGCCACACUAAAUUAUAUCAAAAUACAAAUGUUCCCAAGUUGUGUAGAUUAAAGUGUUUUUUAUUUCCCAGCAACUAUAGUCGGGGGAAAUAUUGUGUUUGUCCAGGCUGUCUGUCUAAGUCUAACCUUGCUCUUAACUUUUGAAUGGUGAUUGAUAGGGCUCUCAUAUUUAAGUCUCCCAAACGAAAUUUGGAGAUUUAUUGUUUUUGCGUGGUUCUUCUUCUUCUGCUUCUUUCUCGCGCCUAAAACUGUUCGACACCAUUCUCCAUAACCAGUUGAUGAAAGUAAUAGAUAUUCAAGGACAUCAUUAGGCCAAUGUAUCUAGAUGUGCAAAAAUGUGUUUUCAGAUUGAAAGGGGGUUAGGGUACAUUCAAAUAGGGGGUGGGGUUUCACAUAGAACUCUAUGGGGGGAAAUUAAUUCCAAAAUUCAACAGAUAUAACUUGACAAAUAUGAUAGAUAAAGUCCUGGGGUCUUCAGAAAUGAAUAGAGAAUGGCAGGGCCAACAAAUCAGUAUCAAGUGACUCCAGUGACCUUGACCUCUGACCAUGAACAUAAAAACUGGUAUAACUUCAAAACUGGUACUAAUGACAGGACCUACAAACUAGUAUUUAAGGUCAAGUGACUCCAGUGACCUUGACCUUUGAGAACAUAAAACUGGUAUUACUUAAGAACCAGGGAUAGAGACAUUUGGUCUUCAGAAAUAAUGAAAGGAUGAGAUCUACAAAUCAGUAUGAAGGUCAAGUGACCUCAGAUCAUAAACUUGGUAUUACAUAAGAACUAGGUCUGAGAAAGAGAUGCAAUCUUCAGAAAUAAUUAAAGGAUGCUGGGAUCUACAAAUUGGUAUCAAGGUGAAGUGACUCCAGUGACCUUGACCUCUGACCCUAAAUAUAAGUCUGGUAUAACUUUAAAAUUGGGACUGAUAGAGACAUGGAAUGUUCAGAAAUGAUAAAAGGGUGUAGUGACCUACAAACUAGUAUCCCCAUUGACCUUGAUUAUAAAAACUUUUAUAACUUUAGAACCAGGACUGAUAGAGACAUGGGAUCAUAAAAAAUGAUUAGAGGAGGUUGGGACCCACAAACUAAGGUCAAAGUCAAGUGACACCAGUUUUACUGAAGGGGGAAAAAGGGGUUUUUUUUGAAAAAUUUCAAAAUCAAAGCCUUCUGUGAUUUAGAUUUUUUAAAUGAAGUUAAAACUAGCAUGGAUUUUGUUAAGGGAGGAAAAUAGUAGUACUCAGAAAAAGCCACUUUUAUACAGCCAGUACUUCGUUUGGGAGACUUUAUAAUUGGUAGAUUAUAAUCAUAUCUUGUUCAUAUGUGCAUUCAUUGGGACAAGACGUUUUGUCAUGGCAACAAAGUUUUCAAUCUUGUGACCUACUUUUAAGAAAACCUAACCUAUUCAAUAUCUUCUGAACUAUUUAAGAUAGAGCUUUCAUAUUUUCUAUUUAGAUUUCUUAUGGCAAAACCUUUCAUUUCUUGCUAUGAUGUGUGACCUUGAUCUUCUCCAGAAUAACAAGGUCAUGUUGGUCAUAUUUGUGUGAAUUCAAAUUUGGUUAUGUCCUGACCUUUUGGGGUUAGGUUUGGACCACAAUAUGGGGUCUAAUAUUUCAUGGGAAUAAAGAUUAAAAAAAAAAAUCACAACAGCAAAGCAACAGGAAGACCAUGUUGACUCGGGUGAGCAAAGUGACCAAUGAGCCUCAUGUUAUAUUUAUAUAGUAGAUGUUGCUUAAAUUGAUAAGAAAUUACAACUCUCAAAAUUAUUGAUAUACAUUGAUGUCUUAAAUUUGGUAAAUUUGAUACCCACCAGAAAUACCUGCUAUAUGGUAUUAUGUACAACACAUGUAAAACAAUAAAUUACAGGUACAGUAAAACAUAGAGUGAACCUGCAUGGCCAGCAAAUCACAGUUCUUUAUAACCAAAUUUUGUUAUAUUAGAAACAAUUUCAUUAUUUUCUUCUCAUAGAGGAAUAAAAAUCACUUCAUUUUAAGCUUGUUUUCCUGUAAAUGCAUCCAACAAUGUGAGGAAGCAUGUAGUGCCUGUAAUUUUUACAAGGAAGUCCCAUUUCAUUUUGAGUGAACAAUAUACAUUGAUCUUAAUUACAAUAGUUGUUCCACAAGUUCUUGAAACAAGUAACAAGUCAAGAAGGCCUAAUAUCAGAAGCAAAUAUGGUGAAGAUUUGGUUAAUUUUGAAGGGAUUUAAAUUUUGCCUCCACUGAGAAAUUUGAACUUUAGUGCUUCUUAAUGAAUCUUUGUUAAAAUUUCCAAAUUGCUUCUAAAGCAUUUGUUGAUAUCGAUGAAUAUUUGUGUAAUAAAACCUGUAUUUUUAUCUAUUUGUCAAUGACAUUGCAAUAGAAAUUCUAAUGCUAUCACAUUUUAUUAUACACACACAUUUAACAUACAUGUAUUUAAAAGCGGAAAAUAAUGUCUCUUUAAAUAUAUGAAAAUAGAAUUUAAUUAAAAUACUUGAAUGUUCCAAGUAUAUCUAGCAAUUGGUUGGACCAACAAUUUUUUCAACAGAUGAGUGUAUUAAGUUUACCACGACUAUAAACACUUGUAUUUUUCAUAUUUAAAUGCAUAUACACUGUACAUGUGUUGACAUGUAUAAUGUUUUUGUGAUUUUUCUAAACUUAACAACACUUAAUACAAAAUCAGAAACUGAUUGGUUAUGGAUUUUAAAUUUGAGAGCUUCUUUGCCCAUUGUAGAAUAUUGCCAUUCAAGUAUUUAUAUUUGUAUAUUAGAUAACUACAACUUGUACAAGCCAAUAUUUUAGCUCACCUGAGCCAAAGGCUCAAGUGAGCUUUUUUUAUUUAUCGAAAUCCUCUGGUGUCUGUUGUCAUUAAAUUUUCACCUUUUCAUCUUCUUCUCCAGAAUCCAUGGGCCAGUUUCAAUCAAACUUGGCAAAAAUUACCCUUGGGUGAAAGGGAUUGAAGUUUGUUCAAUAAAGGUUCUAGCCUCAAUCAUCCAAACAUUUGUGUAUACUUACCACAAACGUCUGGACUCUGUUUAGUAUUUUUUCUUAACUCAAAGCACAGUUUUUCAAAAUUUUAAUAAAGAUACCAAUUGACUAGUUCAUAAAGGUUAUACCUGCUCCCAUGGGAAACUUUAGAAAACUUAACCUAGGAAAUAUCUCCUGAACUAUUUACAGUAGGACUUUCAUAUUUUGUAUAUAGAUUCCUUGGGACAAAACUUUAUAUUUCAUACCAUGAUCUUUGACCUUGCAAUUGGUUCUUGUCCAUUUUUAACUUCUUCAUAACUAUCAUUCCAAUUCUUUUCAAAUUUGUUAUGAAGCAUCUUUGGGAUAAGGGGGACAUAAAUUGUAAAUUUCAGGACUCCUGGGGCCCUAGGGACGGGGCAAAAACUGCCCAAAAUUGACCCAAUUUUCAAAAAUCUUAUCCUCUAGAACUGCACAUGUGUAAGAAAAACUAAAUGCAUAGUGAUGUAGAGUAGGAAGACCUUUACCAAAAUUGUAAAUUUCAUGAUCCCAGGGUAGGGGUUCUGAUCCAGGGUGGGGCCAAACAUAGUAUAUAGUGUUUUUGUGUAAAACAUUUAAAUAAAAUCUUAUUUAGUGCUAUUGAAACUAAAUGGAUAUUUAGAAUGAGUACCAAAAUUGUAAAUUCCAUAAUCCUAGGGGUAGGGGUUUGAAGGACUUAUUUAAGUUUGCUGAUACUUUGUAAAAUCUAAAUGCAUACUUAGGAAUAGCAGAAAAGGAUGUACUAAAAUGGUGAAUUUCACAACCCAGGGUUUUGACUCUAGGAUGGGUCCAAAUUAGUCAUAUCUUUUAAUGUUAAUGCACGUAUUAUAUUAUGUAAAACCUUUCAUCAGUGUAUGCACUUUUGAGGGCAUUGAAGUUUUAAGAAUACAUUUCUUAUACUGUUGCUGAACAUUAGAAUUUAGCUUAGAUAUUCAGAUCAGGAAAUUUUUUCUAGAUUUAAUAGCCCUUGGGAGUAGUGAUACUUUUCACUAGUACUCAGGUGACCGAUAAGGCAUCUUGACCUCAUAGUUAGGCCCAAAUUUCAAAACUUUGGAAUGGUGAGUUAUGGGACUUUCAUAUUCCAUACAAUGUAUGUACAUUUUUUGUGACAAGACCUUUCUUUUGGUACCAGACUUUGUAAAUUUGACUUUGGAAUUUGACCUACAUGUACUUUUAAGAAAAUAUGAAUGAAGCAAAGUCUCAUGAACUAUUUUAAAAUAGAUAAGGCUUUUAUAUUAUGUAUAUACAUUCUUUAUGACAGGAAAUUACAUUUAAUACCUUUGAGUAUGACCCAAUUUCAAAACUUUAAUGAAAAAUUUAACCUUGUCAUAACUUUUGAAUACUGAAAUUGAUUGGAUAAUGUUUAACGUCCCUCUCAAGAAUAUUUCACUCGUAUGGAGACUUCACCAUUGCAGGGCUACAAAAUUUAGGCCUAUACUCGGCACUUAUGGCCAUUGAGCAGGGAGGGAUCUUUAUCGUGCCACACCUGCUGUGACACGGGACCUCAGUUUUUGCAGUCUCAUCUGAAGGACUGCCCCAUUUAGUCACCGUCUACGACAAGCAAGGGGUACUGAGGACCUUGUGUAACCCAGAUCCCGAAAGGAAUUGAAUGCUGAGUGAUAGAUCUUUCAUAUUUCAUGUAUGCAUUCCUUGUGACAAGACCUUUCUUUUGGUACCAAAGUUUUUAACCUUGUAACCUUGACCUUGGAGUUUGAUCUACUUUUAAGAAAGAUUACCCUAGGCCAUAUCUUAAAUUGUCUAAGGUAGGACCUUCAUAUUUUGUAUAUAGAUUCCUUAUGGCAAGACCUUUCAUUUUAUAUCAUGAUCUUCAACCAUGUAUCACGGUUAUAUUGGAGCUAGGUUGGGGGCCACAAUAUGGGUUUGACAUUUUUCAUGGGGCUAAAGAUUGAAAAAAAAAAAUCUUGAAAAUCACAACAGCAUGCAUAGCCAAGAUGACUCUGGUGAGCAAUGUGGCCCAUGGGCCUCUUGUAUUUCAGAGUCACUGCAAUUGAGAAUUUUAUCAUGAUGUGUAUCAAUAGUUCAUGCUAGAUUGCUUUAAGAUAUGCUCCCUGCAUAAGGAAGAACAUAUAUUCAUGACUUGUUUCAGUACAGUAAUUAGAAGGAAAGAAGUACAUUGUACUGUAAACCAACUUUCAUUGCAAAAAGUGUACAUAAGAUUCAUGAAUACUCCUUUUUCAUGAAUAUUUGUCAUUGUCACCCAAUCAUUAAGAAUAAAGUGUUGAUGUCUACUCGCUCACGUGAACACGUUUCCGAUCAAUGAAUUGCAAAUAUAGGUAAACACGAAUAAAAGUUGGUUAACAGUGAUUAUCAAAUAUUAGGCAUCACCCAAAGAAAUUGUAUUGGAGGAAAAGUACAAAAUCUGCAUAAUUAUAAUCUUACAGGAUAGACUUUACUUAUCUAGCUAAAGUUUCAUUGUAAAAUCGUUAAGAGAAAAACCACUAUGGGACGCAAAGAUAUGAUAAUUCAAAGCCUCGCUGAGCUAACCAGAUAGGUGGCAAUAUUUAAAGGGAAAAGGAAUAUAUUACUGAUGUUUAUUUAUGCAUUUAUGACACACUUUGUUUUGAAAUAUUGUGACUAAGAUGAUGUAGGAUAUAUGUAAUACAUUCAUAGUAAGUGUCCUUAAAGGUUAACUUGUAAAUUUACAUUGUGUCAAUCAGAGAGAGUCGUCAUGAAACAAGCCAACCUAGAGACGACAAAGUUGGUGCUCAACCUAAAAAUUUGAAUGUAGUGAUUUGUUAUAUAUCUGUAAAUUUCUAGACCUGUAUGUAUAUCUUGUUGAAUUUUUUGUGUAGUUGAAUCCAAUUCCUCACAUUUAUUAUGCUGUGAAGUGCAAUACAUGUUAGCACAACAAAAUGCUGCCAUGUAUGACAAUGCAGACCAUUGUAUGUAGUUGGAGAGAACUUUAUCUUUUUAUUGUUGAGAAAACAAGAUUUUGUGAUACAUAGUUUCGUUAUAUACACUUAUAUAUUGCUGUCAUGUCAAUGGCUGUCCAUGAUAGCCUCUUUAUUGUCUGCUUAUUAAGGGCAGGUCAUUCAAUGAUACAUGUUGUGGAUCUGUCAGAAAAAAAAUAUUAAAUUUUUUUUAAUGAUA
This is a messenger RNA of Ostrea edulis (European flat oyster), 10311 nucleotides long. Its product is annotated as ubiquitin-like protein 3. The record is from RefSeq and is a predicted model, not a curated record. Gene Ontology annotation, molecular function: protein binding. The coding region runs from base 301 to 666 and encodes 121 amino acids. Lineage: Eukaryota; Metazoa; Mollusca; Bivalvia; Ostreida; Ostreidae. The transcript has 5 exons.